Molecule: messenger RNA, 369 nt
Organism: Geosmithia morbida
Lineage: Eukaryota; Fungi; Ascomycota; Sordariomycetes; Hypocreales; Bionectriaceae
Product: V-type H+-transporting ATPase subunit G
Exons: 5
Coding region: 1-369 (122 amino acids)
Biological process (GO): proton transmembrane transport
Cellular component (GO): vacuolar proton-transporting V-type ATPase complex
Molecular function (GO): proton-transporting ATPase activity, rotational mechanism
Source: RefSeq, a predicted model, not a curated record
AUGUACCUCCUGCUCUCUGUCGCUAUCCUAGGUCAGAGGGGCCCACACCUGGCUCGGUCUGCCCAGAACUCGGCGGGCAUCCAGACCCUUCUCGAUGCUGAGCGGGAAGCAUCCAAGAUUGUCCAGAAAGUCCGCACCAAACGCGUGAAGGAGGCCCGUGACGAGGCCAAGAAGGAGAUAGCCGACUACCGCGCCCAGAAGGAGGACGAGUUCCAGAAAUUCCAGGCCGAGGCCGAGGAGGAGGCCAACAAGGAGGCCGAGAAGCAGAUCCAGGCCAUCAAGGAGGCUGGGAAGAAGGGUCAGGCCGGCGUCGUCCAGAACCUCCUCAAUGCUGUCUCAAAGGCCAACUCCCAGGCUGCAAGCUCUUGA